AUGGCAGAGCACAGCGUCCACUCGCAGCGGGACAGCGAGAGCGAGGAAGCAGACGAUGACGUCAACGCGGUUCGAGGCAAGCGGACCCCAGCGAAGCCUACCAUCUGUCUUAUUGCUGAGGGAGACCGGGUCAACCUGCUGGGGUUGGACUGGUUUGAGCCAUUGGGCAUUGGUAUUUCAGGGAUUAACAAAUUGCUUGAGAAUAAAUGGGAUAUGAUGUAUGACCUGUUCCCUGAUGUGUUUGCAGAGGGUCUGGGGCGGUACAAAGGGCCCCCGGUUGCUUUUGAACUUGACCCAUCUGUAAAGCCGAUCAGACUGAAAUAUCGGAAGGUUCCAAUUCCCCUCAGGCCUAAAGUAGAGAGGGAAAUUGAUAAACUCGUGGAACAAGGAAUUUUGGAACCUGUUCCUCACAGCAAGUGGGAGACGCCUAUAGUAACACCAGUUAAGCCUGAUGGGUCCAUACGCUUAUGCGCAGACUAUAAAUGCACCCUUAACAAGGCGUUACAACAACACUCCUAUCCCGUCCCGGUUAUUAGCCACAUCCUGGCUUCAUUGGGGGGCGGAAAGAUCUUUGCCAAAUUAGACUUGGCACAGGCAUACCAGCAGUUGCCUGUCACUCCUGAGGCUGCAGAGGCUCAGACUAUUGUUACCCAUAGGGGGGCUUUUAAGGUGAAUCGCCUACAGUUCGGGGUAAAUGUGGCGCCCGGCAUCUUUCAGGGCCUGAUGGAGCAACUCUUGAGGGGGGUACCAGGGACGGUGCCCUACUUCGACGACGUGUUAAUUGCGGGGAGGUCUGAAAAUGAGUUGAUGGACCGGGUGAAGGAGGUCUUGAAGCGUUUCCAAAACGCUGGGCUCAGAGUAAAACGUUCAAAAUGUACACUGGGAGUUAGCAGUGUAGAGUUCUUGGGGUUCAGGAUUGAUGCAGACGGGGUGCACCCCACUACUGACAAGGUGACUGCAAUCCGAGACGCCCCCAGGCCGGAGGCGAAAUGGAAGUGGGGACAGGCCGAAGAAAGGGCUUUCGUGGGGGUUAAGGAGCUGUUGGUGUCUAAUGACGUGCUGACGCAUUAUGAUGACCAGAAGCUCCUGGUGUUAGCUGCGGACGCUUCACCGUUUGGAAUUGGCGCGGUUUUGAGCCACCUGAUGCCUGAUGGGAGCGAGGCGCCAAUCGCUUUUUACUCAAGAUCUCUUUCUGAGGCAGAAAGGAACUAUGCCCAGAUUGACAAGGAGGGUCUGGCUUUAGUAGCGGCUGUCAAAAAGUUCCAUGACUUUAUUUUUGGCAGGCGAUUUUUGCUGGUCACUGACCAAAAGCCGCUACUGGGGAUUUUUGCACCCGAUAAGCAACUGCCGAAUAUCAUGUCCCCGCGCAUGCUUAGAUGGGCGCUCUUUUUGCAGGCGUACGAUUAUGACCUUGAACACCGGCCUGGGAAGGCAAUCGGACAUGCGGACGCGAGGGGGUGGCCAGUUGGGAGUGUUGAACCUGAAUUUGGACCCUACAAAUGCCGCCAAAGUGAACUGUCCAUUUCUAAGGGCUGUGUUUUAUGGGGCAACAGGGUGGUGGUCCCUGACAAGCUCAGGAACAGAGUUCUAGAAUCUCUGCACGAGGGGCACCCUGGAAUGGUGCACACCAAAGCGUUGGCCAGGGGGUAUGUCUGGUGGCCUGGGCUGGAUAAAGAGAUUGAGGAUUGGGUUCGCGUGUGUUCCCAGUGUCAGCAAGUCAGGCCGGAACCCCCACAAGCUCCGCCUCAGAGGUGGGAGUCUUCAGGGAAACCCUGGGCCAGAUUGCAUCUGGAUUUCGCUGGCCCGUUCCAGGGGAACAUGUUUCUCAUAGUAGUGGAUGCAAUGUCUAAAUGGUUAGAGGUUGUGCGCAUGAAAACAACCACUUCACUAGCCGUGAUCCAUGCGCUCCGCCAUCUUUUCGCCACGCACGGGUUGCCUGACGUCCUCGUCAGUGACAACGGGCCUCAAUUUGUCUCUGAGGAGUUUAAGCAGUUCCUCACGAGUAAUGGCAUCCGCCAAAUGACUUCGGCCCCCUUCCAUCCGGCAUCUAAUGGCCAGGCCGAAGAGAUGAUUGGAAAUUCUGUUGGGGACAUCUACAACACACUGACUGUAGAGACCACUCAGACCAUUUACCUGGGUAACCCCUGGGGAACGACGGACCAGACGAGUCCCACGACGCCGCGCCGAGGAAACUGGGCGGCGGGGACGAGCGCACCGGGGCGCUUUGACUCCGAUCGAGGUCGGACGCUCCUUGCUGGCUCCUCGUCUCAGAACGGCGUGGGAGGCCAGGAGGACUACCCUAGGAACCACGCUGGAAUCCAGGCUCCUUGCGUAGACCGGGUCCUCCAGAAAGAAUCCCAUGGCGGCCUCGUGGGUCUCUGUGGCUGGAGCUUCUGCUGGGGCCUGGUCUGGGUGCAGGCGGUCCAGUUGAGUCAUCAGGCGACGGCCGAGAAGUAG
This is a messenger RNA of Gekko japonicus, 2457 nucleotides long. RefSeq lists its product as uncharacterized. Bases 1 to 2457 code for a protein of 818 amino acids. The transcript is spliced from 7 exons. Gene Ontology annotation, molecular function: nucleic acid binding. The record is from RefSeq and is a predicted model, not a curated record. Gene Ontology annotation, biological process: DNA integration. NCBI's taxonomy places the organism in Eukaryota, Metazoa, Chordata, Lepidosauria, Squamata, Gekkonidae.